CCGCAUCCAAGUGAGAGUGGGAGAGCAUAACAUCAAUGUCCUUGAGGGGAAUGAACAGUUUGUUACUGCUGAGAAGAUCAUCAGGCACCCUGGCUUUAGUUCGAGGACCCUGGACAAUGACAUCAUGCUGAUCAAGCUGGCUUCCCCUGUGACCCUCAAUGCCCGAGUGGCCACUGUAGCUCUUCCAACCUCCUGUGCACCUGCUGGCACUCAGUGCCUCAUUUCUGGCUGGGGCAACACCUUGAGCUUUGGUGUGAACAACCCAGACCUGCUCCAGUGCCUGGAUGCUCCCCUGCUGCCUCAGGCUGACUGUGAAGCCUCUUAUCCUGGAAAAAUCACCAAAAACAUGGUCUGUGCUGGCUUCCUGGAGGGAGGCAAAGAUUCUUGCCAGGGUGACUCUGGUGGCCCUGUGGUCUGCAAUGGACAGCUCCAGGGUAUUGUCUCCUGGGGUUAUGGUUGUGCCCUGAAGGACAGCCCUGGUGUGUACACCAGGGUCUGCAACUAUGUUGAUUGGAUUGAGAACACCAUUGAUGCCAACUAA
This is a messenger RNA of Cricetulus griseus (Chinese hamster), 541 nucleotides long. The record is from RefSeq and is a predicted model, not a curated record. NCBI's taxonomy places the organism in Eukaryota, Metazoa, Chordata, Mammalia, Rodentia, Cricetidae.